AUGUUAUCUUUCCUCCUAUGUUGCCAUCCUAAGAAGAGGAGGGAGAGACAAAUAUGGAAGCAGAUUGAAGAGGAAGCUGAGCACUUGGAUCAGCUUCCAUCAUGGGAUGCUCCCGACAACACAUUGAUGUUGCAAGCCUUUGAAUGGCACGUGCCAGCCGAUCAAGGUCAUUGGCGUCGUCUUCACCAGGCCUUGCCAAGCUUCAAGGCAAUUGGGGUAGACAACAUCUGGAUUCCGCCCGGGUGUAAAGCUAUGAAUCCAUCUGGUAACGGGUAUGACAUCUAUGAUCUGUAUGAUUUGGGGGAGUUUGAGCAAAAAGGGUCUCGAGCUACCAAAUGGGGUACAAAGGAGGAGCUUCAGUCCUUGGUAGCUGCCGCCCAGGAUCUUGGUAUAGGGAUUUACUGGGACGCUGUUCUCAAUCACAAGGCGGGAGCAGAUUACACAGAGCGCUUUCAAGCUGUCAGAGUUGACCCAGAGGAGCGUAAUAUGGAGAUCGCUCCUGCAGAAGAAAUAGAGGGCUGGGUGGGGUUCAACUUCUCUGGACGUGGGAACCAAUAUAGUUCGACGAAGUACAACAAACACCACUUUAGCGGUAUUGACUGGGAUCAGUUACGCCAAAGGAGAGGGGUCUACAAGAUUCAGGGACAUAAAUGGGCGAACGACGUCGCCCAUGAGAAUGGAAAUUACGACUAUCUCAUGUUCGCCAAUCUAGACUACUCUAACGCAGAAGUACAACGCGACGUCCUAAACUGGGCCGAGUGGCUCAAUUCUCAACUGCCUCUUAGUGGUAUGAGACUGGAUGCGGCCAAACAUUACUCGGCUGGUUUUCAGAAAGAGCUUAUUGAUCAUCUCCGAGCUAUUGCUGGGCCAGACUAUUUUAUAGUGGGCGAAUACUGGAAAGGCGAGACCAGGCCGCUGGUUGAGUACCUGAAGCAGAUGGACUACAAACUAUCAUUGUUUGAUUCCGCUCUAGUUGGGCGGUUUUCAAGCAUUUCACAGACACCAGGAGCGGAUCUUCGCAACAUCUUCUCUGAUACAUUAGUACAGCAGUAUCCAGAUCAUUCUGUCACUUUCGUUGCAAACCAUGACACUCAACCAGGACAAUCUCUCGAGGCACCAGUAACAUCGUUCUUUAAGCCCCUCGCAUACGCCCUGAUUCUUCUCCGUGAACAAGGGCAACCAUGCAUAUUCUACGGAGACCUCUACGGCCUCCAAGCUGACGUCAAAGACCCAAUGACACCUUCCUGCAGGGGCAAGCUGCCCAUCCUCGCACGAGCUCGAAAGCUUUACGCAUAUGGCCUGCAACGAGACUACUUUGACAAGCCGAACUGCAUUGGUUUCGUCCGCUACGGCAACCGUCGGCACCCCUCUGGUCUCGCAUGCGUGAUGAGCAACACAGGCCCAUCAAGAAAGCGGAUGUAUGUUGGUCGACGACACGCCAAGGAGACAUGGACGGACAUUCUGCAGUGGUGUGAUCAGACUGUUGUCAUUGAUUUCAAGGGAUACGGAGAGUUUCCAGUUAGUGCGAUGAGCGUGAGUGUGUGGGUAAACUCCGAGGCUGAGGGAAGAGAUAGCCUUUCAUAUCAUUUUGAUGAGGAUAUAUACAAACUAGCUUAG
Messenger RNA from Aspergillus eucalypticola CBS 122712, 1617 nucleotides. RefSeq names its product alpha-amylase. The record is from RefSeq and is a predicted model, not a curated record. Lineage: Eukaryota; Fungi; Ascomycota; Eurotiomycetes; Eurotiales; Aspergillaceae. The coding region runs from base 1 to 1617 and encodes 538 amino acids. The transcript has 8 exons. Gene Ontology annotation, biological process: carbohydrate metabolic process. Gene Ontology annotation, molecular function: calcium ion binding; hydrolase activity, hydrolyzing O-glycosyl compounds.